This is a messenger RNA of Rhagoletis zephyria (snowberry fruit fly), 1685 nucleotides long. The record is from RefSeq and is a predicted model, not a curated record. NCBI's taxonomy places the organism in Eukaryota, Metazoa, Arthropoda, Insecta, Diptera, Tephritidae.
AUGGUGGAAACCGAAAACAGCAGCAACAGCAACCUGACAAACUGCGCCAAGGGCUACCACUUUGUGCGUUUCAGCUACACCUGUGAGGACACGAAUGAGUGUCGCAUUGGGCAGCACGACUGUGACCUGUCACGGGAGCGGUGCAUCAACUUCCCCGGAACGUACCGGUGUGUUCCGCUGGUGCUGGGGGAGGGAAAAGGCAGUGGCGGUGGUGACAGUGGUGAUGCUGGAACAGGAGCAGAAGAGAAUGACAAGCAGAGUUCUGCACGGCUGAGCAGUUUGCGAUUCACCCAAAAGCUAUGCCCAAGUGGCUAUGAACGAAAUGAAGAGUUGAACAUCUGUGAGGACAGUGACGAGUGCAAUAGUGGUUUGCUGCCUCCCUGUUCAGAGAACGCCUACUGCCAGAACACCAUUGGCAGCUAUGUCUGCCACUGUAAGACUGGCUUCAUCAAACCCGCCAAUGAUUCUCACUUCUGUGAAGACGUCAACGAGUGCACCGGCGGACUGCACAACUGCUUUGGAACACUGAAGUGCGUCAACACUGUCGGCUCAUUUGAGUGCCUGCCUCGGCAACCCGAUUUUGUCAGCAGCAGCUCAACUCUCAAUGAACGUUCUCAAAUAGGCCUUUAUUCUGAGGAAAAGUGUGACAGAGGACAAAUCUAUGAUUCAACCAAAAAGACAUGUGUGGGAAAAUCUGGUGGUGGCGAAUUCGAGCUGGGAGGCGACCAGACAGGUAAAUCACGGCAAGUGCGCUGCGAGUCAGGCGAGCGCAUCAUCGACGGCGAGUGUCGAACGGUAAGCUGCAGCACCGGUUUCUUCUACAACUCCACCGAGCGACGGUGCCAGGACCUGAACGAGUGCCUGCAGUACUCGCCCUGCUCCUCCGCGGAGAAGUGCACCAACACCAUUGGCAGCUACCGGUGCUCCAUUCGCUGCACCGCCGGCUACCAGAAGGUCAACUUUGGGCAGUCCUGCGAGGACGUGGACGAGUGCGCCCUGGGCACCUACCGCUGUCCGGCCGGGCAGGUGUGCAAGAACCGACCAGGCGGCUACACCUGCCAGUGUCCACCCGGCUACCUCGGAUCGGCUGACCAGGGCGGAAGUGGACAGUGCGAGGACGUGGACGAGUGCAUCAGCUCGGAUGGUCAGGAGUGCGCCUGCAAGUCGGGCUUCCAGCUGGCCGCCGACGGCUUUACCUGUGUGGACAUCAACGAGUGUGAGACGCUGGGCAAGCCGAAAAGCAGUGAUUCUAAGGAAUCGAACAAUCGAACAGCAUUAUCCGGCGAUGCGCAGGUGUGCUACCACAAGUGCAUCAACCAGCCUGGCUCCUUUCAGUGCACCUGUCCACCCGGCUACGAGUCACUGUCGGAGGGUCGCAUCUGCAAGGACAUUGACGAGUGCGAGAGCGGGGAGCUGUGCCGCGGGCAGAAUGAGUACUGCCUCAAUGUGCACGGCAGCUAUCGGUGCAAUGUCAUCAACUGUCCGGAUGACUACUACCUCGACGCUAGAUCGAAAAAGUGCAUUCGACACGCUCCAAAGAAUCCCUCGGAGAACUACGACAUCAACCUUCCACUUUCCUAUUCUUACAACUACCUGGGCAUAGUCUCCAAUGUCCGCAUACCAAGCAGUGGUCAUCUGGAUUUGCUGGCCAUGAGUGGUCCUGUCUUCUCAAUCACUGCAAUUAA